CUUUGCUUUUCUCUGUUUUCCUUUGCCAUGAGCUCAAACACGAAGAACAAUUACAAGUUCUCUGUGAAAAAAGCGAGAACAAGAAGACGACACCGAAGAGCCUACCCGUCAUCUCUCUGGACUCGCUCACGUGCUUGCAGAGCGAGAAGAAGCUUGAAGCACAUGGAGGCCAAGUCCAAGCUCUCCGACAAGCUUCAGGUGUUGAAGAAGCUAAUCCCAGGUCAGAGUGGCGAGACGAUAAAAUCUGAUCAGUUGUUCCAGGAAACUGCCGAUUACAUCGUUCUACUGAGAACCCGGGUCGUGAUUCUGCAGAAACUCAUCGAGUUUUACGGCAAGGUUUCUGAGAAUGAAAAUGCUGCAUCAUAGUUCCAAUCCUGUAUCUCCUGGUUCUUUUAUCUUUUUCUUUUCCCCCCCUCCUCUCACUCUUGCUUACUUUCUACCUCUUAUUUUGAGUUUUGAUUAUCGGAAAAGAGAAAUCUGAGAUCUUUAUCUUGGUAGGUUGCCUCUUUAAUGCUUGUUACGGCAUUUCGUCAGAUUUUCUUUUUGGCAGAACAUAAGGUAAUGAGUAAACCAGUGGUGAAAGCUUGUAAAUAAACUCGAUGC
This is a messenger RNA of Neltuma alba, 603 nucleotides long. RefSeq lists its product as uncharacterized. The transcript has a single exon. NCBI's taxonomy places the organism in Eukaryota, Viridiplantae, Streptophyta, Magnoliopsida, Fabales, Fabaceae. The record is from RefSeq and is a predicted model, not a curated record. The coding region runs from base 28 to 366 and encodes 112 amino acids. Gene Ontology annotation, biological process: regulation of DNA-templated transcription.